Messenger RNA from Pecten maximus, 1128 nucleotides. Its product is annotated as nucleoside diphosphate kinase homolog 5-like. NCBI's taxonomy places the organism in Eukaryota, Metazoa, Mollusca, Bivalvia, Pectinida, Pectinidae. The transcript has 5 exons. Gene Ontology annotation, biological process: negative regulation of oxidative stress-induced intrinsic apoptotic signaling pathway; GTP biosynthetic process; UTP biosynthetic process. The record is from RefSeq and is a predicted model, not a curated record. Bases 44 to 697 code for a protein of 217 amino acids. Gene Ontology annotation, molecular function: nucleoside diphosphate kinase activity.
GAUCAGAGUAUCCACAGCAACUACGACGCCAUAUUCCGACAAAAUGACAGGAGAGACGGAAGGAGACAAAGUUGUAAUGUCCCCUCCACAUAUUUAUGUGGAGAGAACGUUAGCUGUAAUAAAGCCGGAUGCAGUUCAUAAAGCGGAAGAGAUCGAAGAUAUCAUUUUGCGAUCAGGAUUCGCUAUUUUACAGAAAAGAAGAGUACACUUAACACCAGAACAAGCCAGUGAUUUCUAUGCCGAGCACUAUGGAAAGUUAUUUUUCCCAAGCCUGGUUGCUUACAUGAGCCAUGGCCCAGUCAUAGCUUUGGUGAUUUCCAGGGAUAAUGCAAUCUCCUACUGGAGAGAGCUAAUGGGCCCAAACAACACAUUGAAAGCUCGACAGACGCAUCCAGAUUGCUUGAGAUCAAUCUAUGGCACAGAUGAUCAGAGAAAUGCCCUUCAUGGAAGUGAAAGCUUUACCAAUUCUGAAAGAGAAAUCAGAUUCUUUUUCCCCGAUAGCAUAGUUGAACCUGUACCUAUUGGACAGGCCGCAAAGGAUUACUUAGCCAAAUCUGUUAACCCCACUCUUCUCAAAGGACUCACAGAACUCUGUAAACAGAAGCCAAUCGACCCAGUGAUCUGGCUUGCUGACUGGCUCCUAGAAAAUAACCCCAACAAACCUUGUGUGAAGCAGCCAUUAGUCCAGGAAGCAUAGAUGAAGUCAACAAAUCAUUCUUCAUGUUCUCAUUCAUUUUAUUGUGAAACAACACCUAAAACGAAAGUCCCAUGGGAUUUGUGAAACAAUACCUAAAAACUCAUGGAAUUUGUGGAACAACUCCAGCAAACUUAAAAUGAAAUCUCUUGGAAGAAGUUUAGAUUUUGCAUAGACAUAUUAAAGGUGCCAACUAAGUGCAAAAAAAAAAAAAACUAUCAGAAUAAUACUAAAAUGUUAACCAUAGAAAAGCUGGUACUUUUCCACAACUUUUACAAAUAUUGUCACACAGUCUGUGUAAAGGGUUCAUAAACUGUUAACUAUAAUAGAUGUUGAGUACCAGUAUUCUCAGACUGACAUGACUUUAUUGUGUAUAUAAAUUUGUAUAUAACAUUUCUGCAUUAAAAUAUUGUAAAUAAAGCAGAUCUUGAACA